Cinara cedri is the source of this 1746-nucleotide messenger RNA. The record is from the annotation of a GenBank genome assembly. NCBI's taxonomy places the organism in Eukaryota, Metazoa, Arthropoda, Insecta, Hemiptera, Aphididae.
CAGCGCUCAAUUUCACAGUGGUACAAUUUGGAAAUGGGGUAUAAGAUAAGGUAUAGUUGGCCCACCUUAUCUUUCAACCCGUAUUCAAAAUGAAUGUGAUAAAUAAUAAUUUAAUUUAAUUUAAUUUGUCAAAGAACCAAGAAGGAAAUCAUGUUUAAAACGAGUUUAAAAUCUGUUGUAAGUAAACUUUAUCUCUUGAUUAACGUUACCAUUUUUUUUACUAAUUGCAAACUGAGUUUAUAAAAAAAAUUAACAUACCUACCUUGUUAAAUUGUUUGGAUUUGAAUGGUUUUAUGGCUACAUUUUUUUUUAGAAUCAUUUGAGAUGUAUCUAUGCAAAAUAUUCAUCACAACUAACAGAAAAACAAAUAGAACUCAUGAAGAAAAAAUUACCACAAAAGAAACCAAUAAAAGGUGUCAAUCACAUAAUAUUAGUAGCCUCCGGUAAAGGUGGUGUUGGAAAAUCGACAACUGCUGGUAAGCUAUAUAUUAUUUAGUUUAUGCCCAUAUAAUACAUUUAUAAAGUUCAAUUUUUUAUAUUUACACAGUAAACCUAGCAACUGCUCUGAAGUGUGUAGUGCCUAACAAAGAUGUUGGAUUAUUGGAUGCAGAUGUAUUUGGACCAUCUAUACCACUGAUGAUGAACUUGCAUGAAACACCUUUGCUCAACAAUGGUGAGUAGGUAUUUCCUUUACUAUGGGGAUGUACAAUACAUUUUAAUUUAAUUAAUUUAUAGAUAAUCUUAUGAUACCUCUCAUAAACUAUGGAGUGAAAUGGUAAACUAUCUGUGUAAAUUCUGUAUGUCUUUGAAUUGGUUAUCAUUUCGCUUAUUGCAGUAUGUCAAUGGGUAAUUUGAUAACUAAUCAAUCAGCUGCCAUUUGGAGAGGGUUAAUGGUUAUGGGUGCUAUUGACAAAUUAAUAAGAGAUGUUUGCUGGGAUCAUACAGACUACAUGAUUGUAGAUACACCGCCCGGAACGGGGGACACACACUUAUCCCUUGCUCAAAAUCUGCCUUUAAGUGGUAAUAUCAUUACUUUGUUGUUAAAUAAAUAAUUAGGUUUAUUGGUCUUAAUGUUAUAUUUUGAAAACUUUCUAUUCAGGUGUUGUGAUUGUAACAACUGGCCAAAAAGCUGCACUUGACGUUACUAGAAGAGGUAUAACAAUGUAUAAAAAAUUAAAUGUUCCCAUACUAGGUAUAGUACAAAAUAUGAGUGUCAUGAAAUGUGUUAACUGCUCACAUGAAAAUAAUUUAUUUGGAGAUAGUGUUCAAGAAUUAGCCAAGCAAGAGGGUAUUUAAUUAUUAUUUUUUCAGUUACAUUAAUAGUAAUAAUAAUGAUUUAUAAUAUUUUUAGAAAUAGAGAUAUUGUUUUCUAUACCUUUGGAUCCAGCUAUUACUAAUGGCUGUGAUACUGGUCAACCUGUUGUUAUGACUCAUCCGAAUUCCUCACAAGUAAUUUUUAUUUAUAUGUUGAAAAAAUAUAUUGACAAUUCAUAAUAAACAAAAUUACUGAUUGUUCUCCAAUAAAAUUUUUUGAAUUGAUAAUUUAACAUACAAAAUUAUAAUACAUACUUAGUAUUUUUGUUGCUAAGAAUAUUAUCCAAAAAAUUUUACAAUAAUGUUUUAUGCAACUAUUUUUAUUUUUAGGUUAAAACCUACAAGAGCUUGGCAAAAUAUGUGGUUCAUUUUUUAGAUAAAACGAAUAGUAAUUGAAUAGAUUUGCAUCUGGUAAACAUUAAAUCUUAAAUU